Molecule: messenger RNA, 573 nt
Organism: Aspergillus nomiae NRRL 13137
Lineage: Eukaryota; Fungi; Ascomycota; Eurotiomycetes; Eurotiales; Aspergillaceae
Exons: 1
Coding region: 1-573 (190 amino acids)
Source: RefSeq, a predicted model, not a curated record
AUGGGUAGAUCCGACGUCUGCUGCAGACAAGGUUCUGUCUGCUCUCGCGACGCCGCCGACAAUAUUGCCUGCUGUCCGACUGGAGCGAAAUGUACAGGUUCUCUUACCGGAGACUCCACCUCUGCCUCGACCACCUUUAGAUUUCCAGGAACCGCAACUGCUUCUAUGACCACCACGGGACCCAAUGCUGCUACUAUUACUGGGUCGACGAUGCCAGGCGCUUAUCCGUUUAUCUAUGUACCGACGACGUUCCCUAACGCCGGUGUAUGCUCCUCAUACUACUCCUUGUGUCAAAGUGAGUACACUGGUUGUCUCUCGAGUUUAGGAGGAGGCUAUGCAGUCACGGUGGCAGCUGAGGGUGGAGGUGUAACCCGAGCUGGCGGAGGGGCAGCCGGAGCAGUCUCUACCUGUUCCAGCUUGAGUAUGGACGCCUGUCAUGGCCUCAAUCUGGGCUACUGCGACACAUAUGCUACUGGAGCCGGAGACAUGAAUCGGGCACCCCCGGGACGGACCUCGAGUCUGGAAGACCUCGUCUUUGGCAUGGUCAUUGGCUUGGCCGGUAUGUUUAUUUGA